Molecule: messenger RNA, 442 nt
Organism: Symbiodinium pilosum
Lineage: Eukaryota; Dinophyceae; Suessiales; Symbiodiniaceae
Source: the annotation of a GenBank genome assembly
AUGAUCUGGGUGGCAAACCAUCCACCCCUCACGUUGUUCAACAGGUCGAAGAUUUGGACGGCUCCCCUCCUCGGCGCUCGUGGCUGGGAGCAUACAAACAAGUUCAUCAAGAACGACUGGCAUGCCAUCGUCCCUCGUCACCUGGCCAAUGCCUACUGGGGCCGAUGGAGCCUGAUCAGACAUGGGUUGGCCCCAUGGACUCCCAUGAGUGAGCCUGGCGAGCUGCUUGCCGCUGUGUUGGCCGUGCUUGAAGUCCCGACGGGCCAGUUCGAUGCGAUUUUCUGCUUGGAGAACUGCCAUGCUUGGGCUUGCCAGUUCAAAUCCUGGUUUUCUCCUGAGAUGCGAUUGUCACGCUGGCGGUGGCCAGACAGCAGGCAGCGGCUUACCAGCAUUGCUUUGGCGCUGGAACGUGGCGAGCUGCGCUGGGCUCGCGAUGGCCAAG